Molecule: messenger RNA, 4727 nt
Organism: Alligator sinensis (Chinese alligator)
Lineage: Eukaryota; Metazoa; Chordata; Crocodylia; Alligatoridae
Gene: ARHGAP26
Product: Rho GTPase activating protein 26
Exons: 23
Coding region: 1-2283 (760 amino acids)
Biological process (GO): signal transduction
Cellular component (GO): cytoplasm
Molecular function (GO): protein binding; GTPase activator activity
Source: RefSeq, a predicted model, not a curated record
AUGGGAUUACCUGCCCUGGAGUUCAGCGACUGCUGCCUGGACAGCCCGCAGUUCCGAGACACGCUCAAGUCCCACGAGGCCGAGCUGGACAAGACCAACAAGUUCAUCAAGGAGCUGCUCAAGGACGGGAAGACGCUCAUUGCGGCGCUCAAGAAUCUGUCUUCGGCUAAACGGAAGUUUGCAGAGUCCCUAAAUGAGUUUAAAUUCCGAUGUAUAGGAGAUGCAGAAACCGAUGAUGAAAUCUGUAUAGCAAAGUCCCUGCAAGAAUUUGCUGCGGUUCUCCGGAAUCUAGAAGAUGAGCGAAUGCGCAUGAUUGAGAAUGCCAGCGAGGUGUUGAUCACACCACUGGAGAAAUUCCGUAAGGAGCAAAUUGGUGCUGCUAAGGAGGCCAAGAAGAAGUAUGACAAAGAGACUGAGAAGUAUUGUGGCGUGUUAGAAAAGCACUUAAACUUGUCUUCAAAGAAGAAAGAAUCUCAACUGCAAGAGGCAGACAGCCAGGUGGACCUCGUUCGACAGCAUUUUUAUGAAGUCUCCCUUGAGUAUGUGUUCAAGGUCCAAGAAGUCCAGGAGAGGAAGAUGUUUGAGUUUGUGGAACCUUUGCUGGCAUUCCUUCAGGGCCUGUUCACAUUCUACCAUCAUGGCUAUGAACUUGCAAAGGACUUCAGUGACUUCAAGACUGAGCUGACAAUCAGUAUCCAGAACACAAGAAAUCGUUUUGAAGGCACCAGGUCGGAGGUUGAAUCCUUGAUGAAGAAGAUGAAGGAGAAUCCUCAUGAGCACAAAAAUAUCAGCCCUUAUACAAUGGAGGGUUAUCUUUAUGUCCAGGAGAAACGUCACUUUGGGACCUCCUGGGUGAAGCAUUACUGCACAUAUCAGAGGGAAUCUAAGCGAAUAACUAUGGUACCAUUUGACCAGAAAUCAGGAGGAAAAGGGGGAGAAGAUGAAGCAGUCAUCCUCAAAUCCUGCACGCGGCGCAAAACCGACUCAAUAGAGAAGAGAUUUUGCUUUGAUGUGGAAGCAGUAGAUCGGCCUGGUGUGAUCACCAUGCAGGCACUUUCUGAAGAGGACCGACGGCUUUGGAUGGAGGCUAUGGAUGGCCGAGAACCAGUCUACAACUUGAACAAAGACAGUCAGAGUGAAGGCACUGCUCAGUUGGAUAAUGUCGGCUUCAGCAUUAUCAGGAAAUGCAUACACGCUGUUGAAACAAGAGGGAUCAAUGAACAAGGGCUCUACCGAAUUGUUGGAGUGAAUUCCAGGGUGCAGAAGCUGUUGGGUACAUUAAUGGAUCCCAAAAUGUCCUCUGAAACAGAUACAGAUAUCUGUGCAGAAUGGGAGAUAAAGACCAUCACCAGUGCACUGAAAACUUACUUGAGAAUGCUUCCUGGGCCCCUCAUGAUGUACCAGUUUCAAAGAAGCUUCAUCAAAGCAGCCAAACUGGAGAAUCAGGAAUCCAGAAUUGCAGAGAUCCACAGCCUUGUUCAUAGACUCCCAGAGAAAAACAAACAGAUGCUGCAUUUGCUCAUGAACCACUUGGCCAAAGUCGCUAAUAACCACAAACAGAACCUAAUGACCGUUGCUAAUCUGGGUGUGGUAUUUGGACCAACACUCCUACGACCUCAAGAAGAAACAGUUGCAGCAAUUAUGGACAUCAAAUUCCAGAAUAUAGUGAUUGAAAUUUUAAUAGAAAACCAUGAAAAGAUAUUUAACACUGUGCCAGAGACGGCACCGCCAAACUCGCAGCUGCUGUUAUCUCGUAAGAAGAGCACAGAUUCGAAGCCUCCCUCCUGCAGCGAGAGACCCUUAACGCUCUUCCACACCGCCCAGGCCAAUGAAAAGCAGGAGAAAAGGAACAGUAUCAUCAACUCCAGCCUAGAAUCUGUCAUAUCUUCAAAUGUAAACAGCUUCCUCCUCUCCAACAGUGCUCCCCAACCCAACCUGAACUCAAGUGACCCUGACCUAGAAAUAAUUAAACCUAACAGGCCAAACUCACUCCCUCAGAAUCCAAGCCCAACGUCACCCCUCUCACCGUCCUGGCCCUUGUUCUCUGCGCCAUCAAGUCCUAUGCCCACCUCCUCUACGUCCAGCGACUCAUCCCCCAUCAGCUCGCCAUUCCGGAAAGCCAGAGCCUUGUAUGCUUGCAAAGCAGAACACGACUCAGAGCUCUCCUUCAAAGCAGGCACCAUAUUCGAUAAUGUUCAUCCAUCUCAGGAGCCUGGCUGGUUGGAAGGAACUCUGAACGGGAAGACAGGACUAAUCCCUGAAAACUACGUGGAGUUCCUAUAACUUUGGGCACAUAAGCAACACUGCUGAGCUUUACAUGGUAUCCAUGACAACUGCUGAUUAGAGUGUUGUAGAUCAUUUGCUCUUUGCCACUGUGCAAUGCAAGGUGAAAGACUCGCAAAUACCUAUUGAAAUGAAUGUUUAUAUGAAUAAUAAUGUACACAUCUCCUUCGGCGAUCCAUUGUGGCACGUGCAAAGGCACUGCAGAAGAGGUGGUCAGAAGCUUCUGGGGAGAUCAUUCAACUCUUUCAACUUCUUGCGCAAAUCCUGUGAUUCUUGCGACUUGUUCUGUCACAGUUUUUGAGCCUUCAGGUUAAUGAAAAGGUAAGGCAAAAUACGACAUCUGAAAAGGAACUUUAAUACCCAUUGCAGGGCCAGUCCUACAAACCCUUUUCUAGCAGGAGUGGCCCCAUGGACUUCAGUAUUAAUUUCACUGGGGACUGCCUACGUAAUUAGUACAAAUUAUGGGGGUACAACAUUGGACCCGAAGUCACCACCUUAUGUCAGGGGAAGGAGAUAAUAUGGGAGCAGAGGCCAUCGCCUUUGCUUGCUCUCAAAGUCUUCUGUGUUGUUGAAUCAGCCAAGCCUCAUUUUGUAUGUGCGAACAGGAAAGCAAUCUCUCUUUCAUUUAGCUGUGGCAGGAGAGAGGUUAAGGGACUGUCUAUGUACGUCAAACCUGUUUCUGCAGCAGCAGUUUGCGUGACACUCAGCCAUCCUUUACAGGAUUCAGUCCCAAACUCAAUGCACGGACAGCGGCAGUACCCUGGUAACGACAGCUAGCCAACAUGCUCCAAAACGGAGAACGUCAUUUUUUAAUGCCAUUAAAACAAGGAGGGGGGUGGGGAAAGGGUUGAAUGAUCUCUGGAGAGUGAGCACAAUAACAGCUGUGAAUCAUCAGAUCUCUUGUGGACAUCAGCACAAACAGACGAGAGAAUAUUUUGGACCAAAUCUCUCAACUUUUUUAGAUUUAUGCAGGGUAAACAUCUGUGAUCUGUGCAACCGGCAUUUCCUUCCUGGAGGGCAAGAUGCAGCUCCUGAUAAAUACCACUUCUUUUGUGUGACUUGCUGUUUCGCAUCAUCACUUACCAGCGCUCACUGGAAAAAAAGGACCCAAGUUUACUGAAUGCCCAGGCCGCUCUUAUGUAAUUUUCGAGUUACAUUUGCCACUCACUUCCAUAGCUUUAUAGAUGACCUUUUUGCUUGCAGCCUGGUGUAUAGUCUGUCUAUGCCAAGUCUGUGCAGUGCUGAUUAUGCAAGGUAAAUUCCUUUGUACCCACAUAAGCAUUUGUUGUUCAUGUAGCCAGCUUAAGUUGAAAGAAAACAAAGGAUUAGUUUUUUUGAUAUUUUCCCCCUUUCAUUACAAAGUUCUGAAGCUUUGCUGCCUCUCCUCUCCAUUACUUGUUCUGGGAUAAAUUGUUUUGCAUAGUCCUUAACUCAGCUCCAAAUUACUUAAAAAAGAAGAAGAAAACUGUAUGAUUGCAAAGCCAAACUUUACAGAUAUCAUGUCAAGUACUAAAGUGCUUACAUUUUGUACUAGAAAAUAAUGAAAGAAAAUGUGGUGUCUUGGCAGAAAGAAUUGUCUAGCCAUCAUAUUAUCGCACACGAGUGGGAUUUAUGGGAUGAACUUGUUUUCUUUCUUUUCUAAUUUUUUUAAAUUAUUUUUAAAGAGGCUGAGUGGUUGAAUCAGUGUAAGUGUCAUUGUUUAUUUUUUUGCAAAAAUAUUAACAUGUAAAUAGGAUAACAUGAAAUAUUGCAAGGGAAAGUUCUAUAUUUGAUAUUUUUAGCAGAGCUGUAAUGAGUUAGGUGUUCAAAGGACAUUUGAAACCAGUUUAAAGGGAAAGGCACACAGACUGACACAUGCAAACUUUUAAACUAGUUGACUUUUUCCUCCCUCCCUCCUUCCCUCCGUUCUGUCACUGACCCUGCCAGACAGCUGGAUUGAGCUUUUGCUCACUUUUAAUUUUCAUUUACGUUAAUUAUACUUCCUGGACUUUUGUACUGGAAAAAAAGAGAGGAAGAAGUACUUUUUUCCCAAACUCUAAUGCUUACUGAGCUAGUAUUCAUCUUCCAAGGUAACAGACUUUUGGUGAGGGACACAGCUCUUUACUUUUUGCUUUUGUUUGAAGGGUCUUAUUAGAAAUUGUACUGCAAUUAAUUAUAUAAUUUGUUUUGAAAAGACAUGCUCGUCCCCUGCCAUCUUAAAUACACAGAUAUAUGCAUUUACAAGUGCGCGCACACACACACUCAUGCCUUUUUGGAGUUUCAUUAAUGAAGUGGAACCAGCUAAGAGCCUUCCUUAUUUCCAGAUAGACAGAGAUAGGGGAAACCCCAAAUCUUAGCUUCCUGGCAACAAAAGGCUGAAGGCUGAGGGGGGAUCUAGUGGCCUGUUACAAACUAGUCAAGGGGGACCAGCAGGCAUUGGGGGAGUCCCUGUUCCCCCGAGCACU